CAGAAACACCUCCAGGGCACAGGAGAGGCUGGAGGACUCCAUUUUGAAGGGACCGGGUGUGCAGCCAGAGUCAACACGGCAACUCGUUUCAGGAAAGGAAACUCAUCUGAUUUUCCGGGCGCAUGUGUGCUGCCCAAGUGCGUGUCGUGGUGGUAGUGGUGGUGAAGAGGAUGCCAGUUGUUGCCACAAGUUUGGCAUGUGACAUGUCAUUGAUGAUGGCAGCCUGAUUUAGGGAGGAACAAUGCCAGCAUGAGUGGGCCUUAUGCAGGCCCUGGUAGGGAGACCCAUCAGUCCAGCUGCCCUUUGACCUCUGGCCGUGACCUCUCCACCCACUCUUGCUCCUCCAGACACCAUGACCACAGGACCGGCCUAACCAUGUCUGCUGCAGCCUCCUCCCUGAAGCAUGCAUCCGUCUAUGGGUUCACACAAAGGGACCACUCCUCCUCCUCCUCCUCCUCCUCUUCCUCUUAUAGUCCUCUUAGGAGGCUUCAGCAUCUCACCACCAUGGUGAGCCAGCCUGACCUGGUCCUGCCAGUGAGGGAGCCAGAGAGGAGCUGGGAGUGGGGCACACGUAAGAAGGAGAGGGGGAAGGAGAUGGAGAGAGACUCCUGGGCUGAUUGCACAAGCAGGGAUUAUUCUGGCACCCAGAAUACUAGCAGGGGGGAGACCUUUGGUAACACAUCUUCUGGACGAAAACAACCCGAGGUCCAAACUGGAAGCAGAGAUGCACCAGCAGCCAAUCGGAGCGAUGCUGCUGGCUCAGACAAAAAGACAGAGAAUUGUUUCUCAGGCCCGCCUAGCCCGGCCUUCUCUCUUGACAGCAACAGCCCCUUCGCUAAUGGCUUCCUCCACUUCGAAUCUUCUUUAUUUGAGGAUGAUGACAACGAUCAAGCACGAGCUACCGUGGGUGUGGGAGGCUUGCAGGAUAAAAAUGAGAGGGCGGGGAAUGUUGCUCAGUCCACUCCUGCAGAUUUAAAUUCAGACUCUAAGGAUGUUACCCUGUUGUCAGCCAAGGUUGUCACCCGGUCCCAGUCCUCGGGUCAACGCAGGAGAUACUGGGAUGGCUCCGAUGACGAGUGGGAGAGCGACUCUGAUCUGUUCCUGUUUGUGGAUAGUCCCUCAAGGCAUUCAAUGCAGAACAGCCUGAAGAAAAAGUCCUUGCCGCCUGUGAAGUUUUUAGAGGGUGAGAUUAUUUGGGCAAAGUUCAGCCGAAGACCAUGGUGGCCCUGUGAGGUGAUCAUUGACCCCGUACAGGGAAUCUAUCACAGAGUGAAAGAGCCCAGUGACCGGCCCUGUCGGCUCUACCAUGUCAGGACCUUUGGUGAGCCUGUGGAGCUUGUCUGGGUGGAGGAAAAAUCAACUCACACCUUCCAUGGAGGCUUUGAGUUCGAAAAGCUCCCCCUGCUGCGACGGAGGGGGAAGCAAAGGGAGCAAAACUACAAAUACACUAUUGCUAAGCGUUUUCAGGACUCCUGGAAAUCCAGUGUGGCAGAAGCUGAAUUUAUUCUCAGAGAGAGACCCAAAAUGGCUUCCUCUAUUUCUUCGUCCAUAGAUGAUGCCUUCCACAAUAUUUCCACAUCGGAGGCAGAGAGCAAGGUCCAUCCAACCUUUCCUCCCUCCAGUUCACCUGUCUCCACCCUGCCUGAGACGUCACACAUGACCAAUGGAUCCAUUUCAUCCCCAGUUAUUUCAUCCCCAGUAAGAACUCCAGCAAAGCCAAGCACUUUAAGGAAAUCUUCUGGCAAGAAGAAAACAAGUAAAUCGACAAAAGACGUGAAUGGUAAACACUUGAAAAAGACUUCGCGGAAUAGCCCUGACCAAUCAGAUAGAGACAAUGAAGAGUGCCCAUAUUCUGACCUCGACUCAGUCCCUAAGAUUUUGUGUCCUAAAGCACUUGAACGUCAGCCUAAGCUAGUUCCAACUCAGCCGUCUGUUACUGUUGUCAGAGAGGUGAAGAAGCAGCCUGAGAUUCAGAGUGGUCUUUGGUUCAGCAAAUCAUGCAAAGACAGACGACCUAAAACAACCAGUCCAAUGCCAGACCGCACUCUCUUUAGUAAGGCAUCCUGUAAGAAGAAGAACCUAUCUGUUGUUAGUAAAAAGAUGCUGGUUACAAGUGUCUCCUCUAGUGGUGUGCCCAGUGACCAAUCAGGGUUGUCAGACAAGCAUAAGACUCUGGUAUCUGCUGAAGCAAAUCUGCCUCCUGAACAGUCAGGACUUUUGAAGUUUAAAAACACCCCGGCUGCUAAUAGACCUUUUGGUACAAAUGGCAGUCUUGCUGACCACUCAGGUCUGUCGGACAGGCAGAAGUCCCCACUCUCUGUUGAAACUCUUGAGCCCUCUGACAAGUGUGGAAACUCAAAGAGUAGACAGACACCCAGUAGUACAACUGACUCUGUUAUUAACACACUGUCCGGCGAGUUUGGUAGCUCAGAUGUUAAAAAGGCCUUGGAAUCCAGCAUGAAAGUUGGUUUCAAUGACCAAUCCAGGUUUUCAGAAAGUGUAAAGAGUGUCAGUCGAACUGAACAUCCUGACCUGAUGGCUAGUAAAAAGGUCCAUGUAACUGACAGGAUUUCAGAUCAAGCAGACAAAAAAGAAAGUAACAAUUCUUCAGUGUCCAGUUUAAAUACUGACACUAGUGACCCAUUAGCAAUUCAAGAAAAGUCAACAAGUCUGGCCUCUAAGUGUAGACUACCAUUUGUCAAAUUAAUACGCAAGGACAUAAAGGGUAAAAAGUUCCUAAACUCUAGUGUAACCAUUAGUCCCACUGACCAACCUAAAUGUACAAAGAAUGAAAAAACACAAGAUAAAAAUGUGAAUAAAAUUCCCUCUAAAAGAUCAGACAGGGUGGAUGGUAAGGCAAGUGUCCCCUUAGAUCAGCCAUUCAGUUCAGAAUCCAUAAAGGUCUCCGUUGUGAAGUUAAAAGCAAGCGGUGGGAAUGGUAUGUUUUGUCUCUCAUCAGAAUCAUCACAAGGGAAAACUACUGUGACCUCCAAUGUGGCAAGUGUGUCUGCUGAUGAGUUAGGUAGCCCACAAGCGGAAAGGAUACCAGUUUUAAAUGUAACCCCAAGCAAUGUGACACACCCAUCCUCUAAUCAGUCAGACAGAUCAGAAAGUAAGAGGACCACUGCCUCCAAUGUAACAAGCGUGUCUUCUGACCAGUUAGGCAGCUCAGAGCAAAGAAUAACUUCUGUCACAUUACCGCCUUCUCACAGGCAAGGGAAUUCACUGUCUAGGAACACUCAUGUUUCUGAAGUCACGUCUUCUGAAAAGUCCAAGAAAGUUGUCCACAAAUCAAAGCAGGUUCCAGAUGAAGUAAAGAAAGUCAUGCAUGAGCAGCCUGCCCACCUCCCAGCCAGCAGUCGGCUGAUGACCAGAGCCCUGAAGGCCAUGCAGGAGGCAGAGCAGAAGAAGCGGAAAAAAGCCAAAAAGGAGGCCGAACAGAAAGAACCCUUAAAUCCAUUCAGAAAAACUGAGGACCUUGUGUGCCACUCUGCGCAUAACUCCACUUCAGAGACCAAACCGGACCUUUGCACUAAAACAAAAUCUCUUAAAUCUCAUUAUAAUGACAAUGGUGAGUAUGAUCAGGACACAUUUUCUAGCUGUAGCAGUCCUCCUUUGAUGUUUUCUGAUUCAGCAGACUUUGAAGCUGAUGUCAAGAGUGAAGAUGAAGACCUGUCAAUAUCCUCAACUCCACCAAUGGACUUUAUACCCCUUACUUCUAAGGUAAAGGCAAAGGAGGAAGAUCAUUCUUCUGACAUAUGUUCCUCAUCCUCACCUUCCUCACCAUUUUCUUUUAUGAAUGCCUUUAAAAACGUGGAGGAGGUAUCUUUCCAGUCCCUGACAAAUGAGGGCAGUGGUAAACCCGUCACUUUCAAACCAGACACAAACUACAAGUUCAGCACUUUUCUCAUGAUGCUAAAGGACUUGCAUGACACUAGAGAGCGAGAAGGGGCCCCCUUAGAACUGGAGAUUGGGCCACCAAGUGCACAUGUUAAGGAGGAGCCCUUGGUGAUGCCUGGGGAGGCUAAACCCAGAGGCCCAGAUCAACAAAAUGAACAUGUCAGUAACAAUUCAAAUCCAGACAAAAUCACGAUCACCCAAAGUGAAGACAGCACAAGUCAGAUAUCGAAGAGGCCCUACAACAGAAGGGGUAGCUGCACUGGAGUGAAAAAGAAAGCCAACCGCAAAGUGCCUUGCCGUCCUGCCAGGUCUGGGCCUGGUUUUCCUGGACUGGAGUCCUCAUCAGGAAUGGCAUCCUUACCAACAGUGGACUCUUCAUCAGGAGUAGAUUGCUCAUCAAGAGUCAAGUCCCUGUUGGGCAUGCAGGCUAGCAGCUGGGAGAGGCAGGCAGGGGGUGGUGAAGGAGUGGUUCAGAAGGAGAAGGAGGCAAAAAGAUGGAGCAGAGUACAUGAGAAUCUACAGAACAUGGUGCCUUUGGAGCAGCGGGGGUCCGACACUACGCUGUGUCUGGGACUGCCGAAUGGCAUUGUUGCAGACUGCACUGAGACUAAUGCAAGCUUGACACACAACGCUGGAGGACGCGACAAGGCUCCAACAGCACAUAAACGAAUAAGAAAACCAAGCAAGAGGCUGAUUGAGUGGACUGAAGAGUAUGAUCAGAUUUUCUCCACAAGGAAGAAAACCAAAAAGCCUCUCCAGUCGAUUGGAAAGGCCACUCAACCCAUUACCUCCAUGUCUGAACCCCCGGGACCGGACAAGAACGCACACGACCACCCGUCAUUGAACUUACUUCCUGAAAUACAGACACCACCUCCUGAGGAAAUCACUGCAACAACACCCUCUGAACUACAAAUUCCCAGCACUGAAAACACAUCUCCCCAAGAUUCAUCAGUGCUUUCCAUCGACACACUAACUCCUCCUCCAGAAGCUGAACCUUCACUGUCUGAAGGCCUCGUCAAAGACAAUGGAAACGGUCCUCUGCUGGAGAAGAAGCGGAAGAGGAAACCCACUCAGAAGAUCCUGGAGUACUGCCUGGAGGCAGAGGCUUCAACGGGUCCAAAGAAGAAGGUCAAAACACUGAAGAUCAAUUCAAAUCCUGCUCCUCAAUCAGAUUCAGGGCCACCGCUUUUAAAAUCAAAGGGCAAGCAGAUUACAGCAUCCACCUCCACACCAACGACUCCAGAGGUUUCCACUUGUACACCCACGCCUUCCAUUCAGACCAGUCUCACUCCCAGCACUCCUGCACCCGCUGCUCCUGUGUCAGCUCCACCUGAACCCGGCCCGGGCGAGACGGCGUCAGCAGACGUCGAUGCUCCUCAGCCAGAGGACAGUAAGGCCCAGGAGGUCAAAAAGGACACAGCAGAAUCAGAGGGUGACCCAACCAGCUUGGAUCACAGCUUCUCCUCCAUGAAGGACGACUUGUCGCUGUGCGAUGACCCACGCUUACCCUCGAGGAAGAUCAUAGGGGACCGAGGAGGCCCUGCUUCCAUGAAGGAGAACAUAUGCCAGGUGUGUGAAAAGACGGGGGAGCUGCUGCUCUGUGAGGGUCAGUGCUGUGGAGCUUUCCACCUACCCUGCAUCUCUCUGGCCGAGGCACCGAAAGGGAAGUUUGUCUGUCCUGAGUGCAAAUCGGGCAUCCACACCUGCUUUGUGUGUAAAAAGCGCAGUGAGGAUGUGAGGCGCUGUAUGAUCCCUGUGUGUGGGAAGUUUUACCACGGGGAGUGUAUCACCAACUACGCCCCAACUGCACCUGUGAACAGAGGUUUCCGCUGCUCGAUCCACGUCUGUCUCACCUGCUUCAUCGCCAAUCCCAGCAGCUCGUCUAUCUCUAAAGGUCGUCUGGUACGAUGUGUGCGUUGCCCGGUGGCCUAUCAUGCUACAGACCUUUGCAUGGCGGCAGGCAGUGUUGUCCUCUCCAACAACAGCAUCGUCUGUCCCAACCACUUCACCCCCCGUCGUGGUGUCAAGAACCAUGAGCAUGUCAACGUCAGCUGGUGCUUCGUCUGCACAGAGGGUGGGAGUCUGCUGUGCUGCGAGUCCUGUCCUGCUGCCUUCCACCGGGAGUGUCUGAACAUUGAGAUGCCUAAAGGCAGCUGGUACUGCAACGACUGCAAGGCUGGAAAGAAACCUCGCUACAAGGACAUCCUCUGGGUGAAAGUUGGACGGUACAGGUGGUGGCCAGCAGAAGUCAGCCAUCCCAAAACAAUCCCUGAGAACAUCCAGCGGAUGAGGCACGAUGUCGGGGAGUUCCCUGUUCACUUCUUCGGCUCCAACGACUACUUGUGGACCUACCAGGCCAGAGUCUUCCCUUAUAUGGAUGUGGACGCCAACAGCAAAGAAAAGAUGGGGAAAGGUGUUGAUGCCACCUAUAAGAAAGCUUUGGAGGAGGCAGCUGUGCGAUUUCGAGAGCUGCAGGCAGAGAAGGAGCUCCGGCAGCUUCAAGAGGACAGGAAGAACGACAGGAAGCCUCCUCCAUACAAACAUAUAAAGGUGAAUCGCCCGAUAGGAAAGGUUCAGAUCUUUACAGCCGACCUAUCAGAGAUCCCGCGCUGUAACUGUAAGGUGACAGACGAGAGCCCGUGUGGAAUGGACUCAGAGUGCAUCAACCGCAUGUUGCUGUACGAAUGCCAUCCACAGGUUUGCCCUGCAGGUGAACGGUGCCUCAAUCAGGCGUUCACCAAACGUCAAUACAGCCAGGUGGAGAUCUUCAGGACGCUGUCCCGAGGCUGGGGGCUCCGCUGUGUCCAUGACAUCAAGAAGGGUCAGUUUGUGAGUGAGUAUGUUGGGGAGGUGAUCGACGAAGAGGAGUGCAGGUCGAGGAUCAGACACGCACAGGAGAACGACAUCUGUAAUUUCUACAUGUUAACUCUGGACAAGGACCGGAUCAUUGAUGCUGGGCCGAAGGGGAACGAGGCUCGCUUCAUGAACCACAGCUGUCAGCCAAACUGUGAGACCCAGAAGUGGACAGUGAGCGGAGACACCCGGGUGGGACUGUUUGCUCUGGUGGACAUUGCUGCAGGCACAGAGCUUACCUUCAACUACAACCUGGAGUGUUUGGGGAACGGGAAGACAGUCUGUAAAUGUGGAGCAUCAAACUGCAGCGGCUUCCUGGGCGUCAGGCCAAAGAAUAACCCUCCAUCUGAUGACAAAGGUCGGAAGCUGAAGAGGAGAGGCCACGGCAAGAAGAAGAACAAGGUGGUGGUGACCAAAGAAAGAGAGGACGAGUGUUUCAGCUGUGGAGACGGAGGACAGAUGGUUUCCUGUAAGAGACCUGGAUGUCCUAAAGUCUACCACGCCGACUGCCUCAACCUCACCAAGAGGCCUGCAGGUCGAUGGGAAUGUCCGUGGCACCAGUGCGACAUAUGCGGUAAAGAGGCGGCGUCCUUCUGUGAGAUGUGUCCCAGUUCUUACUGCUGCCAGCACAGAGACGGGCUGCUCUUCAUCUCCAAGCUGGACGGCAAACUGUCCUGCAGUGAGCACGACCCCUGUGGGCCCGAACCACUGGAACCGGGGGAGAUCCGGGAGUACACACCGGAACCCAGGGCUCUUACCUCGGGGCUAGGCAUGGCCGUCAUCCCCUCUGCUGCUUCUAACACAACCACCAGUCUGAACCAGACCACAAGGAGGGUCCAGGAGAUCAGCGCCGGCGCUGGCAUGUCUUCUUCCGAGUCGUUUUCUACUUUUUCCAUCGCGGUACCUGUCACCAUUCCUGUCGCUGCUCCUGCCACAUCACCUCCCCACAACAGCUCUGAUGUUCCCAGCAGCCCGCAGGUGUUCGACCUCCCGCACUACUCGCCCAUCUCUUCGUAUGAGGAGGAGAGGGAUGUCUUAGAGGAGGAAGAGGAGGAGGAGGAGGAGCUGGCAGAUGUGGAGUUAGAGGAAGAGGGUGAGGAGGGGAGGCAGAAAUCAGAUCCUCAUGAAGAGGAUGGAGAGGCGGUGAUGGAGGAGGUUGGGCUGGAAUACCUGGAGAUCAAGGAAGAGGAGGAGGAGGAGGAGGAAGAAGAGGAAGAGGAGGAAGAGGAGGAAGAAGAGGAAGAGGAGGAAGAGGAGGAAGAAGAGGAAGAGGAGGAAGAAGAGGAAGAGGAAUAACAUACAGUGGAUUAUUAUUUAUAGUGGCACAGGACAUGGAGGCAGAACAGGCAGUCAGGCAAGAAGACAUCACAGUCAGUGCAGUGGGGAAACAAAUGGCAAUCAACCAAUCACACAACAGAAGUAGCCCAGUCUGUCAGUGUUUUUAUCCAGUGAGCAGGUGGAUGUAUGGAGGAAUUUUUGGUACAAAACUAAAUUAGAACAUAAAUAAAUUGUGAAGUUGAUAAAUGAAUAAAUAAACAGAAUAAAUACUGUAUAGUCUGAUAUAUACAUAGACAGAUAUUCAGCAAUUUCACAAAUUAUUUAUUGAUUUAGUUUUGUCCUACUACAUCGCUCCGUGUUCCCUGACCUUGGUACACACUUGCUGUAGAGACAAUUUCGUAACACAGUAACUUUGCACAAACUGGCUGCACCUUCAUAUGGGAGAUCUGACAAAGAAAGUUAUCUGGAACUGCAACAUAAACCUUGGCAUUUGUAAACAUAUUUCACUCCGAUAUACUUGUUUUCUCACAUUCUUACCAGUUUCACCUGCUGGUUUGUUUUGGUAUCUCUUUGAGUAGUAGUUGAGGUGUCAUGUGUGUCAAGUUGACCUGCAAAAGCUUAAUGUAGUAGGAGACUAUUACUGUAUCUGGUGCAUAGGUGUUUAAUGCAAGGAAAAGACUACGCUAUGGCUUCCUGUCAGGGUGGGACUAAAUUCUUCAGCCCAUGGAUGCUGGGACCCGAUAAAUACCAACUGAGUCAGCGCUCAGCCUGGUAAAUGACUUCUACUCAGUUACACUGGACUUAAAUAGUGACUCCGUUUACAUCUCUGCAGUGGUUGUGCUUUUAGACAUCGCUCCAAAUGAAACAUAUCCAGCCUCUACUGGACUGAAAUUUGUCCGUGUGGUCAGUGGACUUAGUUCAGUGAUGUGUAAUUGGGAUUUUACUGGACACAUACUUCUGGCAAAAUCACAUCCCACAACCCCCCUGAAUCAACUUCCACCCAGGAAAGACAGCCUCACACACAGGAGUCAUCACUUCCAGUCACUUCAGUCUCCUGUUUGUCUCCACUUUGCUUUUUUUAAACUCCUCAGAUCAUUCAAGAUCAGACCAUUUACAAAAAUGUGAAAGUGCCAGAUGAUUGGCUACCUGGUGUAGCCUUAACCAUGCAUUCACGCAACGAGCGACUUGAGAAAACUGUCACUACAGAUUCGUGGUUGUUGGUCACAGAAGUUAAAAUAGAUGAAGUCUGAUGGAAUAAAAUCUUUUUUUUUUUGGAAUGUAGAUAGUGAUAGUUUUGAAUUGAGGCUGCCAAUAGCCAGGAUGAGAAAAAAAUAUUCUCUAGACCAUUUCACGCCAAAAAAAGGGAUCCUAAACUGACAAGGAUUUGUUGUAUAACUACGACCAGUCAGUGAGGGUGGGAAAGACACAAAGAAAGUAUUUAUGCCAUCAUGGGACACUAAAACUGUCUCAGAUUAAGAAACGUAUAGGUUAUUUAGCAGUUCCGUAAGUCAGGCUGAACCAGGCUGGAUCGCACAGACUGACGCUCCUGAAGCUGGUUGACCACACCACACGAAAACCUGGUCUUGCCCUCGUGGUUGCUGGUGGUCUGGAUGCAGAGAUAGCACUAAGUUUUCUGCAGUGUAUGCUGUUUAUAUAUAAUUCUGUGACGCACAAAUGAUGAUAAGGGAGAGCGGGGAUGUUAGCGCUUCCUCUCUCUGUUCUUGACUCUCCAUCGAGGGGAAAAAGAAGUCUUCGAUUGGAUUACGAAAACUACAGACUCCUGCCAUUAUGCUUGCACUUCAGUAUGUGUUCUUGCCACAUGUGUUUCGCUCUGUCUUCAAGCUUAUAAUAUUGUCUGUGUUAUCUGCCAAUGCCUUAGUGUGUAAUUCUUCGGAAAUAUUUUUAAGGAAUGGUUUGGCACCCAAAUUUCCCUACUAAUGCCUUUUUACAGUUGCCCAACGAGCAGUGUUUCAUUCCAGUGUAAUUAUGACCUGUUAGAUCUCAACCAUUGACCUGUUAACUGCUAUAUAAAUAUAUAAGAAGAAGAUAUGAAAUAAGUGCUUUGUGCUGGCCUCAUUCUUUUGUCAUUUAUUGGUACAAAAUUAAGCUACACAGAAAACGUAGAUCUGUAAGUUUCUAAAAUUAAAGUCACAAUGUAUAUAAUCUUUUUUUUUUUUUUGAUUGCAGCAUCUAUUAAAUUAU
Toxotes jaculatrix (banded archerfish) is the source of this 10233-nucleotide messenger RNA. It is a transcript of the gene nsd1b, whose product is annotated as nuclear receptor binding SET domain protein 1b. Gene Ontology annotation, cellular component: chromatin; nucleus. Gene Ontology annotation, biological process: regulation of DNA-templated transcription. The record is from RefSeq and is a predicted model, not a curated record. The transcript has 26 exons. NCBI's taxonomy places the organism in Eukaryota, Metazoa, Chordata, Actinopteri, Toxotidae. Gene Ontology annotation, molecular function: histone H3K36 methyltransferase activity; protein binding. The coding region runs from base 250 to 8049 and encodes 2599 amino acids.